Messenger RNA from Chelmon rostratus (copperband butterflyfish), 1623 nucleotides. RefSeq names its product oncoprotein induced transcript 3 (gene oit3). Gene Ontology annotation, molecular function: calcium ion binding. Lineage: Eukaryota; Metazoa; Chordata; Actinopteri; Chaetodontiformes; Chaetodontidae. Bases 1 to 1623 code for a protein of 540 amino acids. The transcript is spliced from 9 exons. The record is from RefSeq and is a predicted model, not a curated record.
AUGAUGUUUUUGCUGAUUACCAGUCUGCUGCAGGAGGUUCUUGCGGUCGCAGGUGUAGCCCUGGACCCCUGCUCUGCCUACAUCAGCCUGAAUGAACCCUGGAGGAACACGGACUACCACAUCAACCAGUCGUCCGGCGUGCCCCUGUGUGACAGCCACGUGUCUGGAGAAUGGUACCGCUUCACCGGCAUGGCCGGGGACGCCAUGCCCACCUUCUGCAUCUCUGAGAAUCACUGUGGCACCCAUGCUCCAAUCUGGCUCAACGGCAGCCACCCUCAGGCCCACGAGGGCAUCGUCACCCUGCCCGUCUGUGCCAGCUUCAAUGACAACUGCUGCCAGUGGAACGCCAGCGUAGAUGUGAAGGCCUGUAACGGAGGAUACUUUGUCUAUCGCCUGCCCAAACCCUCGGUCUGCUUCCAUGUUUACUGUGGCCAUUUUUAUGAUAUCUGUGAUGAGGUGGACUGUGCAGGUCCCAGAUGUCCUGAGUCUGACUGUCGCUGCGCACCUGGAACUGUCCUGGGACCGGACAGACAAACAUGUCUUGAUGUGAAUGAAUGUGAGAAGAGCAACGGCGGCUGUGCAGAGGUGUGUGUGAACACCAAAGGCUCCAGGCGCUGUGAAUGUGGGCCGGGCCGUGUGCUGGACCAGGACAGACACAACUGCAGAGAGAUAGCAGGCUGUCAUGUUAACAACGGAGGCUGCAGCCAUGGCUGCUCAUCACUGCUGGACUCCUAUGAGUGCAGCUGUCCGAGGGGGCUGGAGCUGGGAGAGGAUAAACGCACGUGUCAGGUGCCAGUCCAGUGUGAUUCCAGCUCAAUUAUUGUGUCAGUCCCGAAAGACCUUGUAGGAGGACUGGAGCUCUCCCUGACUAACUCUUCUUGUCGAGGUGUUUCCAAUGGCACACACAUCAACCUCAGCUUCAGCCUCAAGACCUGCGGUACAGUGGUGGAGGUGACAGAUGACAAGAUUGUGGGCACCAACCUGGUGACAGGCCUCCCAAGGAGCAGCCCAGGAAGCAGCAGGGACCUGAUAGUCCGCACCAGCAAGUUAGUGCUCCCUGUCACCUGCGAGUUCCCCAGGGAGUACCACGUGUCGGAUGAAUACCAGGCAAGCCUGCGGAGCUCAGCCCUCGAGCUGGCGGGCCACAGCGAGGGCGUCUUCCCCUUCUUCCUAGAGCUCUUCAAGAACGCGGAGUUCUCCGAGCCCUACCGCACCCCGCCCCAGCUCCGCCUGCACGACUCGCUGUUCUUCGGGGUGGAGCCAAAGGAGAGAGUGGAGGGCCUCUCUGCACUGGUGGAGAGCUGCUUCGCCACACCGGGGCCCAAAGCCGACCAGGCCCUCAAGUAUUUCCUCAUAAAAGACGGGUGUAUCUCUGAUGAAACUGUGACACAGUAUUCAUCAAAAGACCAGCUCUCUAAGCACUACCAGGUCCCUGUCUUCAAGUUCAUCGGCAAGGACAACCGACAAGUGUUCCUCCACUGCCAGGUGUUGGUAUGUGGGGCAGGAGACUCCCGCUGUGCUCAGCGUUGUCGAGGACGCGUCCGCCGAGAGGUUCGGACCGGUGAAGCCCGGGAGCAGCGCACGCUGAGCGGAGGCCCCAUCUUCAUCCUGCCUGAGCUGUGA